This is a messenger RNA of Cucurbita pepo subsp. pepo (vegetable marrow), 515 nucleotides long. NCBI's taxonomy places the organism in Eukaryota, Viridiplantae, Streptophyta, Magnoliopsida, Cucurbitales, Cucurbitaceae. The record is from RefSeq and is a predicted model, not a curated record.
UUGGGAGGUUUGUGGAUUUUUGAAGAUGGGUCUCUCGAAUUUCCCCCCUUCAGCUGAAGGAGUGUUGCUGUUACCUGUUCUUGUGAUGAACACUGUAAUGUCGAUGGCGUUUUUGAAGAACUUGGUGAGAUCUGUGAUACAAAUGAUGAGUGCGAGUGGGAAUCCUUCGAGUUCUGAGGAAGAAUUCGAUUGGGAAAAUGGAAGAGAAAGAAGAAUCUCAAUUACCCAGUUCAAAUCUUUGGGUCAAAGCUUCAAUAAUGGCGGAACAGAGAAGGGCUCUGCUUCGAGGUGUGCCAUGGCAGAGUGCUGUGUUUGUCUUUGUGGGUUUGAAGCUGAUGAGGAAGUUAGUGAGUUGUCUUGCAAGCACUUUUUUCAUAAAGCUUGUCUUUCUAAGUGGUUUGAUAAUAAGCACAUUACUUGCCCUCUUUGUCGUUCCAUUGAAUAGUGUGUGUUCUUCAUCAUCCACUGCUAAAUUGCAGCUUUUUGAAGCAUACUUUUGUUUUAGGGUUUUUUUU